Molecule: messenger RNA, 2556 nt
Organism: Glycine soja
Lineage: Eukaryota; Viridiplantae; Streptophyta; Magnoliopsida; Fabales; Fabaceae
Exons: 4
Coding region: 220-2280 (686 amino acids)
Source: RefSeq, a predicted model, not a curated record
UUCGAGCGUUACCUCCACCUGUUCAAGAUAUUAUUUCUCUCUCUAAAGUCGAUCGCCCUCUCUCUCUCUCUCUCUAAAAACCUUUAAAAUCCCUGGAAUCUGUAUUGCGUGAUUGACAUUUGUUCACGAUCUCCCCUAACGGAAGAAGCUAGGGUUCGGAUUGAUUUCUCUGCUCAUAAUAAUAAUAAUCUGAUUUGCUUUUUGGAAAAUAAUUUUGCUAUGGCAAACUGGAGAGAACGAGAUUUGUUUCACAUCGACGAGAUCGAUCCCGUGGACGCGUCGAACGGCGAAGAUUUCGACGAUUCUUCGUCGGUAGACAGUGCUACUUCCGAUGGUUCGAGGACGCAGGUUGGACUUACGGAGCGUUUGACGGAUAUUCUCGUUGACGAGCGCGACGGCGAUCUGUUGAUUCAGCAGACUAAUAGAGAGGACCGGUUGUUGUGGUGGCUUCAGGCUCUCGAUAUGCAAGUUAUGGGAGCGUGUCGCGCCGACGAGCGGUUGAAGCCCUUGCUGAAGAUGAACGCUUCCUGCGGCGUCGCGGAAGAUCCUCUACUGGCUCAAUUGACUCAGCAUUUUGAGCCAUCUGAAGUUGGAAUAUUAGCGAGAUGCUUCUGCGUGCCGCUUGUUUCGUUCCGCGUCGGGAAGAUCAACAAGGAAGGGACUCGCUUCAGCCCUACCUCGAAUAGGGGUAACUUGACACUCGUACUACUGCCAAGUUCUGAUCUUCGUCUCUCAUUCAUUGGGGAUGAUGGUAGAACAGAGAGAUUAUUCACCCUUACCAACAAAUCCCAAUGCUCUGCUGUUGUGGUUGAUGAAAUCCCAACUGAUAGUUCUGGCCGAUCGUUCCUUGUAAGGACUCCAGAUAGCAGAGCUUUUUAUUUCUGGUGCUCUGAAAAGUCUAAGCUUUUGGGAAUUGAAUUGCUUGGAAAGAUGAAGGAUUUGCUCAAGAGGAAACCAUCCAUUGUUGAGCUGAGUGGCAUUAGCAAGUCACGACUUGACUGCUUUGCAACUCAGCUUCGGGCUUUUCUUGUGGGGACAACAGGAGGCAGUAGUCAUGAUAGUUCAGUUUGUGCUUCAACAUCUGCUAAUUCCAUGUCUUGCUCUAAUGUUGCUUCUGAAAGUUCGCACCCUUCAUCUUCAAAAUUUCCCCGAUCUCGAAACAUUGGAGGUCAGACAGCAAAGGGAGAUACAACACUUUACCAGAGUAUUCUUAGUCCAAGAUCAAGUUCUUUUAAAGAGGUUCCACCAAGAAACUUGUCUUCUCACAGGAUUGCAGCCAGGGAGAAAAUUAAGCGUCGUGGUGACAAUCAUCAGCCAACGGUUGACACCUUGACAAAUGAUUCAACACACAUUUUGGAUUUAUCUUCAACUUCUGAUCAUGACAAAGCAUCAGAAGUUACCAAAACUCUUGCAUUUUCACCAAGUUUUCUGGGAUCACUUGGAAAGCUUGGUGGUGUUCCAUCAAGCCUGGGGCUGAGUGGGGAGGUCCCUCCCAUUGUGUCACCCAUUUUUUCUCCCUAUUAUUGUUGGUGUCCCCCAGGUAUUUCUACCUGUCCUUCCAUUGCAGCAGUUACGCAAUCCCCAAACUCAUCUAUUGAAACACUGCCUUUCCCCUCAGGUGCCUCUUUAUUAGCCAAUCCUCUAUCGGUUAACUUGUUGGAUCCAGUACAACCUCUCGGUACUUCCAUGGACUUUCCUCCUUUUUUGCCUGAUCCACUGGUCAGAAUGUCCUUGCCAACAUCUCAGCAGAUUCCCACAUUCACACCAUUAAUGUGUGAUCCAAUUGUUCAUGUCCCAGUGAUUGACGUGUGCUCUUCAGGUCAGGGCUAUCUUGUGAGUGCUGGCCCUGCAAUGUCACCUAGCAUUCCACCAUUGCAUCCAAACCUUGUGAAGCCAUUGAUUCCUGAAUCUGAUGCUGUGGUGAAGGGUGCAAGAGAGACUCUAAGAUUGCUACUUAGUGGUUCAAGCCAGGGUAACCAACAGAUGAUGAGGGACACUCUGCCUGCAAUUUUAACUAAUCCAGACGAAAAUCAAAACAAUAUCCUUGUGGCUGGAAGUCGUGGUCUUUACACUGGAACCAGAGAUAUUAAUGCUAUUGCAAACAGCAUUGCUGCUAUGGGAUUAGUAUCACUGUCUGGGGUAUCCAAGGUAGACAGUGGAGUCUAUUCGGAGCUAUGUGAAAACUAUGGGAAUUUGGAAGCAGUGAAAAAUUCCAACGAUUCAGGUGGUGGUGCCUUUUUGGAUGAUGAGGGCGGAUCUUCUUUGGAUUCGAAGCAGUAGUGUAGUGAUGAAUGCAAUUGUUUUUCUUUUUUUAUUUAUGUAGAUCUCUUUUGUUUAGCAAAUGUAGAUAUGCGCUGUAGCACUUUUGAAUGGUUUUAAAGUUAAAAUUUCACCAUUCAAGCCUUGAUCCCACGUAGGAGGAUGCAUUGAUGAUUCUUUGUUGAUUAGAUAUUUGGAAUGUGGCUGAAUCAGAUUUUGGCUAGCUGUAUAUCCGAUUUCAGUGCAUGCAAAGGUAAAUUGGUAUGGAACAAUAUGGCAUUGUCCGGUUUCCUUUUU